AUGGAUUUUCGGGCAGAGGAGAAAGAAGAGGGGAAGGUGGAAGAGAUGAUGAUGAUGGAAGGAGUAGCAUCAAUAGCAUUGUUGCCAUGUGGCUCUAUCUCAGGACACUUCAUCCAACUUCCACAUUCUACUUGCUUUGGCCUUUCUGGCACCGAAUUGGCAUGUGAAAGGGAAUGCAGUAGGGGUGAGGAUUAUCGCCUCAUUAAACUCACAAUCACAGAUUUCAAUACAAAGAAAGAGCAAGCCACUGUUGUGGAGUGCAAAGGCCACGAUGCUGCUCGGUUCCACAGCAUUGAUCACAUUCAUGGUUGGGGUAAGGAUAUCACUGGUAUGAUUGAACAAAAGGAUGGGAAGAAAAGAGUCUCUGUUUCAUUUGAGUGUGAGACACUAAAAGCUGAUAAAGCAGCAGAAGACCACAUCACGAAGUUCAUGCCCAAAUUAGCCGGGCUGGAUGCUGUUGUUAACAUAGGAAAAAUGACAAUUUCUGGGUUGGAUUUUGGAGCAGAGGAAGAUGAGGAGACUGAGUAG
This is a messenger RNA of Sphenostylis stenocarpa, 528 nucleotides long. NCBI's taxonomy places the organism in Eukaryota, Viridiplantae, Streptophyta, Magnoliopsida, Fabales, Fabaceae. The record is from the annotation of a GenBank genome assembly.